Phytophthora sojae is the source of this 858-nucleotide messenger RNA. RefSeq lists its product as hypothetical. The transcript has 2 exons. NCBI's taxonomy places the organism in Eukaryota, Oomycota, Peronosporomycetes, Peronosporales, Peronosporaceae. The record is from RefSeq and is a predicted model, not a curated record. The coding region runs from base 1 to 711 and encodes 236 amino acids.
AUGUCAACUACGCGCUACUUCUAUCUCAAGCCAGAGGUUCUCUCCACCUCUGGGUUCUGCUACGGAGCUAGCGAUAGCUCGCCUGACGGAGACGCAACAGUGCACGUGCGGCGCCUAGCGAGUGGACGUUGGAUCGACCUCGCCGAGUUUGCAGCAGAGCUGCCUGGUUCGGCGGUUCGUCACCGUGAAGUGUCCGAGCAAGUGGCGUUAAGCGGCGUUGGGAGCUACGUUGGGAGCUCGAUGAGGUUGUGCGAAGGGAAGCCAACUCUCUCCGUGAUGCCAGCCGAGAUGCGCUCUAUUCACGAGGUAGCUUACAAGUUGUUCCACGGGCGAGGACGUUCGGCUGUGCGCGCGGUCACCACAAUCUGCAACAAGCUCGAGAUUGAGAAUGUGGACGAGUCAGGGGUCGUUCCAUUGUUCGACAUUUCCAGCAUGCAGGUGUCUCAAGUAUCGGCUAAAUAUGUGUUGGACUUCACAUUCUACCAUGGCGGACGGCGUAGGGUCCCUUCCUCAAUCAAGCUUGGCCAAUCAAUUUUCGAUGAGCCCAUUACACCGGACGCGCUGUCGGCGACGACUUCGCCGGCUGACGCGACCACGGAGGUGCCGGCAGCGGGCAGCAGCAACCCGCUUGAGUGGUCACGAGCAGCGGCCAGCGGCAACCAGCGUGGGCAACCGCAGGCAGCGGGCAGCAGGGAACACUGGGGAGCCUAGCCUACUCGAAGAAUCUGAUGAUGACAGCGACUCCAGCGCCAGCGAUGUACCACGGGCGGAUGUUACUUCUGCAGCACGAGAAACUGCCAAGCGAGCACGUGAAAACGAUCUCAUGGAUUUCGGUGUCCGUGCGCGGGCACGUCCUCG